Molecule: messenger RNA, 2268 nt
Organism: Naegleria fowleri
Lineage: Eukaryota; Heterolobosea; Eutetramitea; Acrasida; Naegleriidae
Exons: 3
Coding region: 1-2268 (755 amino acids)
Cellular component (GO): endoplasmic reticulum membrane
Source: RefSeq, a predicted model, not a curated record
AUGGCGAGAAAGAAAGGAAGUUCUCCUUCUUCGCCCUUGUCAUCAUCAACAACAACUCCCACCACAGCAAGCAACAGUGGAGAUCAAAGUGGAGAUCAAAGAGAAAUGAAUCCUUCAAGAAAUCACCACCCAAACCACCACAAUAUGGAUCAUCCAAGACAAGACAAGAAGAAGAACAUUGAGAUUUCUCCGAUUGAAAUCAAACAAGGCCAAACAAACACCUCCGAAGGCUCCUCGACAACAACAUCAUUUGUAAAUAAGAAUGUAAUACAAGGAUCAUUAUCGGAUCAAAAAAGAAGGGCAACACCAGUGAUCGUGAGCGUGGAAGACUUUUUCAAGGAGAGGCCUUCAUUACUCACUAUUGAGGAUGAUCAAGACGAUGAAGAAGAAACCUCGGAUUCCGAACAAGAUAUUGUAAAUAUUCAGAAAAAGACGGAAUCCAAAAAGAAGGUUUCGUUUGAUGGCUUCCUAAAUUUAGGAUUAAUAUUUCUUACUGCAAUGACUUUAAGAGUGAUGAUUGAUAAUCUCACAGAGAGAGGUUUAUUGAUCCCGAAUUUCGCUUUAUUGUUUUGUAUAUCUGACGAGUUGAUUAAGCGAUCAUUUGUAGAUGUGUUAGUGUUUACCGUGUCGUAUAAUUGUGCAUUGUAUUUGAAUAGUUGUAUUGGAAUGUAUAUAGUUGAGAGAGUGGGAGGAAAAAACAUGGACAAUACCAACGUUUUGGCAACUUUUCUAAAGCUUGUCGAACAGAUCAUUUACUAUUUAUUAACAUUUGCAUAUAUUGGACUCUUUGUAAUGACCAUUUUCUUGAAACGACUCUCAUUAAUGGUGAAUUUGGUGAUGGUGUUCACAAUGAUGAUUUACGUGAUGAAGGGUUUCAGUUAUUAUCAAUAUACAAAGAGAAGAUUCUUCACAACUGCUCCACUCAAAGUGAAUCCUGAUAGCGAUGACGAAAGAAAUAUUCAUCUUCCAACAACUCCAAUCAGUUUUUGGAAGGAAUAUUGCUAUUUCUUAUUUGUACCUACUCUUUGUUUUUUCAGAAACUAUCCAAUGUCCAAGACUGUGCGCAUUUCCUUCAUUGUGAAACAAUGUGUGUAUUUAGUACUUUGUGGAGCAGUUGCAUGGAUCAUAUUUAUUCAAUAUUUGGAACCAAUUUUUAGAGCUAGCGCCACACUUAACAUUCAACCUCCAAGUAUCGAGUAUAUAUCCAAACUCUUCGAGAAGAAUGCUACAAGCCCCUCACAACAAGUGUUCAAUAUUUUCAAGCAACAAUCAACAGUAGCACAAUCCAAUUACUUUUCAAAUUUAGGCAAAUUUUGUUAUCUGAUGCUUAAAGUUAGCUUCCCUUGGUUUUUGACAUGGCUUAUUAUCAGCUUUGCUUUCUUCCAUUGUUAUUUGAACAUACUUGCAGAGAUCACAAGAUUUGGCGAUCGAAGAUUUUUCUUGGAUUGGUGGAAUUGUCAAGAUUUUCAAGCCUUCUGGAAGAAUUGGAAUCUACCAGUACAUCAAUGGCUGCUUCGUCACAUUUACUUCAAGUCACUCGGAAGUGGUGGAUCUAAAACUAUUUCAGUGUUCUUCACAUUCCUCACUUCUGCCAUUUUGCAUGAAUUGUGUAUGGCUUUAAUUUUUAGAAGUGUCAAACUUUAUUUCUUUGCCGCCAUGCUUGUACAGGUUCCCUUCGUUUUGCUUGGACAAUACAUCAAUCAUAAAAGAAAAAUCAAACAAGCAAAGUCAGAACAAGAGAGUGGAACUUCUUCUCCUACCUCAAGUGCUUCCUCUGUGGCAACAACAACAGGUGACUCAGAUUCAAUGAAUUCUGCAACAUGUUCACAUGAGAACAAGAAAGAACAACAAAUUGCUGAUCCAUCUCCUCGAAAAUCACUAAGAGAAAUUGAAAAGAAAUUAUUAGAAAUCAAACAAAGCUUUCACAAAAAACUCAAAUCAAGAAGAGGAAAAGAAUUACUUCAACGACUGGGAAAUAUUUCCAUGUGGCUUUCUCUCUUUGCGGGACAGCCUCUGUUGUGUUUGUUAUACUUCCAUGAUUGGUAUUCUUUCGAAAGCAUGAUUUGUGACGUGAAUAAUAGCAAGUAUGGAUAUCAUUUGAUGUUUGAUCGUUGGUCAGAUUCAUUCUCUUUCAACUCGUCUUCAAUCUUGCCCAAUUUAUUUAGCAAUCAAUUAGUGAGUGGCGAAUGGAGGUUGAUUUUGGAACAGUUGUUGAGCUACACGACCAGUGCAUUAAGAUCAUGCUAUGCAACGGUUCUUCAUCGUUGA